Molecule: messenger RNA, 1650 nt
Organism: Megalobrama amblycephala (Wuchang bream)
Lineage: Eukaryota; Metazoa; Chordata; Actinopteri; Cypriniformes; Xenocyprididae
Gene: ambn
Product: ameloblastin
Exons: 8
Coding region: 120-1256 (378 amino acids)
Source: RefSeq, a predicted model, not a curated record
AGCCCGAUUUCUCAUGUCUUCUCCAGAUCUGAUUGGUUGUGCGAGGAAUGGACACUGUUUAAGUACACCCUUCUCCACUUACAUUUUUUCGUUGUAAUCAAAGGAUUUUAAAGUACAGUAUGACACAAAUGAGGCUUAUAGCGUUGCUCGCAUGUUUUCUAGCUGGAACAUCUGGAGUUCCAAUCUCCCCAAAUGCUGAUUUGAUUGAAUCAGUCCCAAUGGGAGAUAUGCCAGCACAAGGAACCCCAGUGAUACAAUCCUCACUGUCUGGGUCUGAAGUACUGGUACAAGCACAACAUGUGCCACAGCAGUUCCAGCCUAAAUCUCCCAGAGUGCCUCAGUCACAGCUGGCCGCUUUGACCAAUCCAUGGGUCUCUCAACCCAACCCCAAUACAGGUCUCAGUCAACACUUUCAAUACAUUCCCUAUCCUCAUCUCCAGCAACCACAGUUUUUCUAUUAUCCCAUUCUUGGACCACAAUCCAGGAAUCCAACAUUCCCCUAUGGAGUGCCUGUUUUCCAGCACACAACAUCUCAACAAUAUCCUGCUAAUGUAGUUCCAGCUUCACAGCCAUUAAUGGCACAAAACAAACAACACACGCCAAAUGCUCACCAAAUGCAACCAAACCAGCCUCAGCAACAGCAGGUUCAACAAUUUCUUUACAUGGUUCCACAGAUUCAACAGCGAAUGGCUGGACCAUAUGGUGGAUUGAGCUCCGAGGAAAUUCAGAACAUGGGACAUAUGGGCCGUGUUAACAUGCACAUGCCUGCGUUUAGAGGCAAUGUGUUUCCUGUAGCUGGACCACAACCUGUUGUACCUGUUAGCCCUUUAAGACCAGGCAAUACCUUCCACAUCAACACCUUCCCUGCCAAUGGAAUGACCUUCUCGGGCACUACUGAGGUUCAGCCACCAAGCGUUGUAGCUGUACCACCCAGUGGGGAUGCCAUACCUGCUACUGGUGGAUCCCAUCCAAAUAAUGGAGUGCAGCCUAAUAGGAUUGCUACCGUGCAGGACCAUGAGCGAGUGCCUUGUGAUCAUGUCCAAUCUGCUGAAAACCCCUUAACCAACACUGGACCUUUGUCUUCUGGUCAUGGGACUUUCAUUUCAGCUGUCUUGCCCACUGUCCAACCCGAUCCCCAUUACAAUGAUCCCAAUCUAGUUCCCACUACAUUCCCAACACCAGAAGAAGCUCUUGUUCCAGCGUCCCCACCAUUGCUUUCCGAUACUGUCGACACCAAGACUGAUUUGCACCCCUAAGACAAAUCUUUGCAUGUCUUUACGACAAGAUUUAUACAAAUAUGCAUUUUGUAUCAUGCUAAUGGUUUAUAUAUUGGGUUAACGCAUGGAUGGAAGAUUUUAAAUAUUUUUCAUAGCAAGUCUGAUACUGUAUUUUGUUUACUUGUUACUAUUUCUUUAUCUUUCAUUGAACUAAAGUUUUGACUUUGUGUCGACCAUGUUAAAAGAUUUAAAAAUCAAAACCUAUUUCUGACUUUUGUACUGUGAACUAUAUGUGUGUGGUCCUCAACAUAUAUACUAGACAUAUAAUUAAAUACAAAGUUAAUUACAGCCCGAGGCUCCUUCUGUGUUUCAUGCAGUACAUCUGUCAUCAAGUGUCAGCAGGGUUAAUGGUACUGGAAAAAUGUGCACACUG